AUGAAAAACUUGUCAGGUCUACCUGCAGGUACUGGACCAUGCUCAGGCUCACUCCCAUUUCAUAUGUGGACCGAAGCUCAAACAUGCAUUGUGCUUGAUAAAAUCGCUUCUAACAAAGCAUAUUUCAGAUCAUUUAUCCUCCAGUCGGGUGAGAAGAAGAACUUUCAAAAAAAUAAACAUGAGAAACAGAUAUGUUUGGAAGUUUUAAGGGACACGAAAUGGAUGGAAUGGAUGAUCCGACAUGAUUGGAUCAUCAGAGAGGGUAAUGGUCAUCUUACAGCUAAAGAUGUAUGGCAUGCUAAUCAUAUGGCUAUAACUAUUUUAUUCAAGUCGAUCUUACAACCUUCUGCAGAGACGAUCAAAAGUGUACUAGGUCCUAUUUCAUCUGAAUCUGAUAUUCGCAUGGGAUCUCGAAGUCAUCAGAUCUGGACCCGAUGGCAAGAAUCUGGCAAAAAUCCUUGGUAUUUCAAAUAUGUGGCACUUCAACUUCGACGAGACUCAUCCUGGCUCAGAAAAUCGAAUACAUCUAAAAAUCCUCAUAAUACCAAUAAGCCCAACGAUCGAGUUCUUUCGUUCAAUGAUCCUGCCGGAUUCGACUCAGACGAUGAAGGGACAUAUCGACCAUUGUCAAGUGUAACAUCUGGAAGACCAGCAAUAAUCGCAAAAAAUAAGCGUAAGACCCAGCAGGACUGGCCAGGACGUCGAGUAUCCGACCGAAUCACCUGGUCUGAAUACGCCGCCAAUGCAAAUCAGGAGAAAGAUAUCCCCCCUCACCUCCGACAAGUCACUUCAUCAACUAUUACUACUCCAUCUUCAUCAAAUCUCAUCGAGGUGAACUCCAAGGGGUCUGAUUCCGAUUCGGAAUCUACCCAAGUUUCAAAUCCGAGGCCGAUUAUCAUCAUAGAUGACCAAUUCGAUCAGACCAUGCUCGUCCAUACACCCCCACACGUUCCACCACUGGACCAAUCGAUGAUCAUUGCUCCUGUUGUUGAUAUCGCAAGGAACAUCCCUUUGCCUCCCAGUCCGAUGUUAUCUGCAACUUCUUUGGUGGAAACAAAAGAGGAUAGGUCAUAUGUUGAUUUGGUCAAGGUAUUAUGUAGAAUACUCAAGCUGGAAUUAGACAAAAAACCUUCCCAUUGUAUGGACAAAACAGAGAUAAUUAUCUCGAAGCACUAUUACGAGCUUUAUCCCUACAUCCCUCAACUGGUUACCUCUCUCGGAGGCGGUAUCUUUAUCGACUCCAAAUCGCCCAAAACGCUUACUUGCGGGGUACAACGAUAUGCCAUUGAUAGAGAUCGGUCGUUAGGCAGGUACGGUAGCAGCAAAUCGAACACAUUGAUCGACGAUGGGUCCCCAAGGUUGGAUUUCAGCGGGCUUUUCAACCUCAUUCGUGAUCUAAAGGAGAAAGAACUUUCACCUGGAGCUGAUGAUAACGAUUCAGGUGAUCUUCUUACUUUCUAA
This is a messenger RNA of Kwoniella botswanensis, 1461 nucleotides long. RefSeq lists its product as uncharacterized. The coding region runs from base 1 to 1461 and encodes 486 amino acids. Lineage: Eukaryota; Fungi; Basidiomycota; Tremellomycetes; Tremellales; Cryptococcaceae. The transcript has 5 exons. The record is from RefSeq and is a predicted model, not a curated record.